AUGGAAAUAUCUGCAAUCACCACCCUCGUCAACCAAGUCUUCUUCUUUUUCCUUCUCUUUUCACAGUCCCGGAAUGCCAGAAUUGCUUUUUCUCGCUUUUUCGGACGCCUAACGGCGCCUAAGUCCAUUACUCAGAGGGCCCCCAACCCCCUUCUCCCUUUGAUGGGUAUGUGCUCAUGUCCGAUUGUCACGAGGUUUGGUGAAGACGGUGUGGGGCUAUCUUUCCCUGAGGCUAUCACUUUAUCACAAUGUCGUCCAGUUGUACUUCAAUUGAUUCGCAUUACCCCUCCUCUCGGACAGAUCCUCUCCAGACACAAACAAGCACGCAUUGCACACUCCUCACAUGUACACACACACACACGCAGGGACAUGUAUUUGUUUCCUGUCGUCUGUUAUGUUUUUCCCCUGUCACUGACACGAGCUGGACAAAACGGAGGCUUCAGACUCGAGGCUCCCAGUUUGAUUGGUCUCUCAGGCCCUGAGUCCCUUACGUUGAUCGGGGAGCCACGAAAAUGCAUCGAAAUAAGAGUGUUAAAUCUACCGUCUUGA
Molecule: messenger RNA, 549 nt
Organism: Protopolystoma xenopodis
Lineage: Eukaryota; Metazoa; Platyhelminthes; Monogenea; Polystomatidea; Polystomatidae
Source: the annotation of a GenBank genome assembly